CUUCGUCUUGUCGGAGAUAUCGUCUCCUCCCCUCAAGUUUAUCAUCCCAUCACCAAAUUCUUCUGAAACGACGAACAAUUUUGGUGGAUUCUCAGUUCAGAUUCAUCCAUUAGAGUUGCGAUGAGUGGUGAGAAUGGCGGCAGCAGCAGCGGCAUCAUGUGGUUCUUCAGGGACAAAGGCUUCGACGAUCAGAGCAUCCAAAAAAUGGUGAAGAAAUGCAAGCAAUUGCAGAAUUCCCCCACCGACUUAGCCUCUGAGAACUGGUCCUACUUGAAAAGCAUCGGCAUUCACGAGCGAAAACUCCCUCAUAUCGUCUCUCGUUGCCCUAAAAUCCUCACUUUCCGCCUCCAUGAAAGGGUUCAGUGCCUCUCCACUCUCGGCUCGAACCCUCGCGACGUUGCUUCUGCAAUCACCAAGUUCCCUAAUGUCCUCUCCCAUGGCGUCGAGGAGAGACUCUGCCCGCUUCUUGCCUUCUUCCAAGCCUUGGGAGUGCCCGAGAAGCAGCUCGGGAAGAUGCUACUUUUGAACCCUAGACUCAUCAGUUACAGCAUCGACACCAAGCUUUCAGACAUCGUGAGCUUUCUCUCGAGCCUUGGUCUUUCCAGAGAUGGUGGGAUGGUCGGGAAGGUUCUGAUGAAGAACCCCUUUUUCAUGGGUUAUAGUGUUGAGAAAAGGCUGAGACCCACCAUUGAUUUCUUGCGUUCUGUGGUCGGUCUGAGGGAGGAAGGUAUCCAGACAGUGGUGAUGAACUUCCCAGAAGUCGUUUGCAGAGAUUCUGACAAGAUUCUCAGACCAAACUUCGAAUAUCUCAAGAGAUGUGGAUUUGGGGAUGCAGACAUUGUAACAAUGGUGACUGGUUAUCCUCCGAUUCUGAUCAAAAGCAUCAAGAAUUCGUUAGAGCCAAGGAUCAGAUUCCUGGUGGAGAAGAUGGGGAGAGGGAUGGAAGAAGUGGUUGAUUAUCCUGAAUACUUCAGGCAUGGAUUGAAGAAGAGGGUGGAAUCACGGUAUAAGUUGCUCAAACAGAAGAACAUUACUUGCAGCCUAAGCGAGAUGCUGGACUGUAACACGAACAAGUUUCGUCAAAGGUUUGGCUUUUCGGAAGGAGUUGCUUAGUAAAAUCCUUUCUAGCUUUGUUAUAUGAUUUUUGCCUCUGCAAGGAUUUUCUUCGGCAGCUCUGUGUGUGUAAUCUUCAUUAAGUUGGUUUAGAGAAAAAAAAAAAGGCAUUGGUGAUGAAUGACAUUAGUAAAUCUCUCCAUCUCCUUGGAAUCUCCUUCCUGUUAUUGAUUCUCUUGUCAAAUUCAUUCGCCGGGGAGGUUCUUUCA
Tarenaya hassleriana is the source of this 1322-nucleotide messenger RNA. RefSeq names its product transcription termination factor MTERF6, chloroplastic/mitochondrial-like. Gene Ontology annotation, biological process: regulation of DNA-templated transcription. Gene Ontology annotation, molecular function: double-stranded DNA binding. The transcript has a single exon. The coding region runs from base 121 to 1113 and encodes 330 amino acids. The record is from RefSeq and is a predicted model, not a curated record. NCBI's taxonomy places the organism in Eukaryota, Viridiplantae, Streptophyta, Magnoliopsida, Brassicales, Cleomaceae.